AUGAUUCGACUACUCCUGCCAUCUACUUUGUUGUCGCUUGUGCUUCAUGGCUUCCCGACUCCAAGCCAUGCUAAAGCAAUUGUGCAGCAUCGGUCAAGCGGUGGUGCCGGAAGUGGCUAUUACGACCAAAGCAGUACACCAUACCCGCCAUAUUCUGGUGAACAAAGCGGUCCAGGUGGAGGGCAAUCCUACACCGGUAAAGGCAAGCAGCCUGCGUACGAUCCACCAACUGGUGGGCAGGGCUUUCCCGGUGGAGGGCCACCGAGGCCCCCGAAGAGGCCUGGAGAGGGAAGACCUCCUGGUGCGCCCGGCAAGAAGCCCGCUGUUGAGAAGACUGUUCCCGACGAAUUGGUUCGCAAAUAUGAAGUACCAGGCCGAGAGGUCUACAAUGCCUGGCUGAUGGCGGCCACUGCAUGGUCAGCAGGCACGCUAAUGUCGCAAGACAAUGCUCUCGGGCCGGACCCACGUAAGAACAACUGGGCCAGGGGCGCUGCGCUUCCUUACGAAUUUGUCGAUGAGGCAUUUACCAUCCUGGAUACCACAGGAACAUUGGACAAGAACAAUCUCUACGGCCUCCGUAGUGUUCUGCAGCAAUAUCAAGUUGGCGGCAAGUCUGGUAGUAGUGCACCAUGGGAAAGGCGUAGGUAUGUCAAUACCGAACCGUACGACGGUCGUGAAGAGCAGACCACAGGCGCAAACAUCCGUCUGAAGAUGGAGCAGAACAAACCGUACAACCCUGCAAAUCGUCACUCUAGCAACCGUCUUCCGGCGCUUGGAACAUAUUACGAGACCACUCUUAACAUCGUUGAUGGAGUCAUACUUGCCGAGCAGUAUGAAGAUCUAUACCACGGAUGGAUGGUGCAGCAUCCCAGACAAAGCAUUCAGUUGAAAUCGCGGCCUUCGUUGUACACCUGGUCCGACCUCACAUGGUAUCUCUGGGUGAUCAUGAGACCCGAGAGGCGUCGGCCUGUUGGACAACGACUGGCACGUCUCCCGUUCAGGACGAGCGCGACUAGAAAUCCAUUCCAGAAUGUACCACCACACUUGACUGUCGAGAAUCUGCUGAGGGAAUCACAGGCCACAGGGGCUCAGGGGGAAGGCAUGGGCGCCUUCUUGAACUACAUUGUUGUGACAAACAUUCAAGACCCAGAUACGCUAAAUCUCAUUGUGAGAUGCUUGGGAUCUCGGUUGUCGAAGGACUUAGAUGUGUUGGACAACACAACUUUCGCAGUCGGGCACUGGUGUUUCUACGCCUUGUUGGGAACACGCGCCAAUCGCAUGAUAGCGGAAUUCCUAGCACAACAUCGGGGUGCUAAUCAGCUGGGGCACAAAGUCUUGCUGUCAGCAACAAUAACUCAUGCUGACCCAGAUGGCAACGUCCGCAAGCCUGCCAUCAUUUGGAGAGUGUCAGAGGAUGUUGCUGGGGCGGCACAGUCGAUGAGCCACAUCGAGAGCCAGUGGCUACCGCCUGUCGGUCAACGCGAAACUUAUUGUUAUCCAGAAAUUGAUCCUUGA
Messenger RNA from Cercospora beticola, 1515 nucleotides. RefSeq lists its product as uncharacterized. The record is from RefSeq and is a predicted model, not a curated record. Lineage: Eukaryota; Fungi; Ascomycota; Dothideomycetes; Mycosphaerellales; Mycosphaerellaceae.